Molecule: messenger RNA, 1377 nt
Organism: Cimex lectularius (bed bug)
Lineage: Eukaryota; Metazoa; Arthropoda; Insecta; Hemiptera; Cimicidae
Product: pyruvate carboxylase, mitochondrial-like
Exons: 6
Coding region: 109-1377 (422 amino acids)
Biological process (GO): gluconeogenesis; pyruvate metabolic process
Cellular component (GO): cytoplasm
Molecular function (GO): pyruvate carboxylase activity; ATP binding
Source: RefSeq, a predicted model, not a curated record
AUUGUCAAAAAUAGAAAGACUAUUUUAAAAUUUUCUCUUAAUCAUGAAAAUUAAGUAGAAAUAAAUACUUGAAAAAAUUAUCAGAGCCUCUUAGCCACAAGAGUUAGGAUGAUUGAUUUAUUGAAAAUAUCUCCAUAUGUUGCACACAAUUUUCCGAAUCUAUAUUCCAUUGCGAACUGGGGCGAUACCACAUUGGAUGUAAGUAUGAGAUUCUUGCAUGAGAUCCCUUGGGAAAGGCUUGAAGAAUUGCGCAAAAGAAUUCCCAGCAUACCAUUCCAAAUGCUACUCCGUGGAGCAAAUGCAGUUGGGUACACCAACUACCCGGACAACAUCAUUUUCAAGUUUUGCAAAGAAGCAGUCAAAUCUGGAAUGGAUGUUUUCCGGAUAUUUGACUCGCUGAACUAUUUACCAAACUUGAUACUCGGAAUGAAUGCUGUAGGAAAAGCAGGAGGCAUUAUCGAAGCAGUUACUUCUUACACCAGCGAUAUAUCAAACCCAACUCAGAAGAAAUACGACUUGCAGAAUUAUAAGUCGUUAUCAAAAGAGCUUGUGAAUGCUGGGGCUCACAUUUUAGCUGUUAAAGAUAUGGCUGGGCUUCUGAAGUCAAAAGCGGCUAAAAUGUUAAUUUCAGCUCUAAGGGAUCAACACCCAGAUAUUCCCAUCCAUAUACACACUCAUGAUACAAGUGGAGCCGGCGUGGCUUCAAUGCUCGCUUGUGCCGAAGCCGGUGCUGAUGCCAAUGUAGCUGUGGAUUCAAUGUCAGGCAUCACAUCACAGCCUUCGAUGGGCGCAGUAAUCGCUUCGCUUCAAGGAACCCCAUCAGACACAGGGAUUAGUCUUAGGAAUGAAUCAGAGUAUUCAGCAUACUGGGAACAAGCCAGAACGCUGUACGCCCCUUUCGAAUGUACUGCAACCAUGAAGUCGGGUAACGCGGAUGUGUACCAGAAUGAAAUACCAGGCGGCCAGUACACAAACUUACAGUUUCAAGCGUUUUCGCUUGGUUUAGGUGAAAAAUUUGAAGAGGUGAAAAAGGCGUACGCAGAAGCCAAUAUUAUCCUUGGCGACAUAAUAAAGUCAAUCCAUGUCCACCCAAAAGCCGACAAGGGUGUGAAAGGACAACUGAGCGCUACGAUGCCAGGCACAGUCACUGAAAUAAGAGCCAAGAUUGGAAGCAAAGUCAAGCCCGGCGAUGCAGUUGUAGUUCUAUCUGCCAUGAAAAUGGAAAUGAUAGUGCAAGCACCUCUAGAAGGCACAAUAAAAGCAAUUAAUGCCACCCUCGGACAAAAAGUAGAAGGCGAAGAUUUGCUUGUUUCUAUUGAAAAUAAAGCUGUUCACCCUUAUAACAUUAUAAACUUUUACAUUAUUAUUAUUCUGUAA